Messenger RNA from Sphaeroforma arctica JP610, 2599 nucleotides. RefSeq lists its product as hypothetical. NCBI's taxonomy places the organism in Eukaryota, Ichthyosporea, Ichthyophonida. Bases 139 to 2163 code for a protein of 674 amino acids. The transcript has a single exon. Gene Ontology annotation, molecular function: sequence-specific DNA binding; zinc ion binding. Gene Ontology annotation, biological process: regulation of DNA-templated transcription. The record is from RefSeq and is a predicted model, not a curated record.
GACACAUUUACACAUCAGUUUACAACAAUACUGGUUUACCUUAACCUAUAUUGCUGGUCGCCUCACCCCCAUACCUACACAUCAAGCCUAUUAAUUCCAAAUCGGUCACACAGUCUUCAAGUACUUUUGAGUUUCACGAUGACAGGAAAGAGGAAGGAUGUUGUUUUCAUCGAGUGGUGCCCCCAUCGGCAGAGUAAGGCACGGAAAUCGCGCCCGAAACGGGCAUCGAACGCAAAACAAAGUAAAGCACCCGCACCAAAGCCCAAAGCUCCACUGACGAAGCCUCAAAGGUCUAGCCCAACCAGUAAAGCACCUACGAAUAUCACAAAGUUUAUCACUCCCUGGGCUAUGCAUACCAUGUCGGGACCAGGUACAUCACACGCGUCCGUGCCGAGUUCAACCUCAGCCUUACCUUGGCCGAAUAUUGCAACAAUCACCGGUACAAAUCCUACACAGCCGUCACACAUAGGUACAGGUGGUAUAGGUACACACAUGGGUACAUUUGCCACAAACUCGUAUCCCACUACAAUGAAUACGGGCGCGUAUUCAAAUGGGAUGGGCUUCACGAUGUCGGGCUCCAGUCCACCUCGAACUACCAAUAAUUAUAGUACAUCUACCAAUAGUUAUAGUAGCACACUCCUUCCACCUCAAAAACCUCAAUGGGAUUUAAGCAGUGUUCCAAUGCUUCCAGUUGCAUCGUCAAAUCCGACUCUGUCCCCCGCAUUGUCAUCCUCUGUGGAGAUGGACUUGCAAAACUUCUCUUCCUCUCCUGUAGUCACGCCAUUAACAACUCUGAAUGAAUUCACACCCGACUUGUCGCAACCGAGCGACGGGCUCGACUCUGAGCAUUUGGGUAUAUACUCAUCACUUCGCCUAGGAGAGGUUGAUAUCAGUUCGUCUAGCUGGCCAGACAUAUCCUUAGUGGAGAGUCCAAUGAGUCACGAAGGGGAGGGCAAUUCAGAAACAAGCUUGAAUACAGAGGCUGGUAUUUCUUCCCUGGGACAACAGACCAACUCCACUCGCGCAUCAAUCGCGGGUUUGGAACUGCUCAAGCCACUUGACAACAUCAACUUCAGGGAUUUACGAACUUUCGAGCCGUUUGAAACGGAGAGUCUGAGCAGUCUGGCGGCACUCGAAUUGGAAUUAGCCAGUUACGCGAAUAUGGGUGAUCUCAGCAGUAUCCGACUGGAUUCACAAUUGGGUAUCAACGAUGCUACAAUCACCCCGGCCAAUUCGGCGGGUACUGAUACUUCCACUGCAGCUUUUUUAUGGGAUGAUCUUACCCCCGGUAGUGCCGAUUGGACUCUUAACUCGUUCGCAGACAUAUCGUCUCCCUCGUUGCAGCUGUCGGACGGUAUGGGACUCGCGGAUAAGAGAGCGUUCACAACGCGUGAUUCCGGUAUCGCAUUAGACGACUAUGAGACAAUCACAGGACUGAAACUGCAGGGCCCAUUGCUGAAUAAUGCACAGGGCGUUGGCAUGUACUCUGGGAGCACAUUAGCGCAAAAUAUGCAGGUAUCGGAUUUGAACACAGCAUCGAUGUCAGGUGAAUCCCAUGGUCGCGAGCAAAUGAAUGAGUUGCUACAAGAUAUGCUUGAGAGGGACAACACCACAUAUGAAGUAUCGAAAGGGAUGCAGAAUCCUACACUGGCAUACCAGCCGACCGCGGGCAGUAUCACCGGCAGGGCCAGAUCCUCUGCCUCUGUCUCGACUUGUGGAAGUGAUGUGGAAAAUAGCGAACAUCACAGCCAGCAUAAUACCCCACCCGGCGCACACGGGCAUGCUGAUAUACAUGCAAACAGCUCACUAUCCUCUACGCAGUCCGCGUCUGCAAUCAUCAAAGCUACCGGGUCUGCUGCACCGGUAUCCGGUGAGAUCACGUGUGGGAAUUGCGGUAUCUUUGGCGAGAAAAAAUGGCAUCGCAGUGAGAGUGGGGGGAAUCUGUGUAACGCAUGUGUGCUCUAUUGGAAGGUCAAAGGGAAAGUGCGCCCCCCACAUUUGGCCAAGAGAAAACUGACGAGACUUGUCAGAAAACGUCUUAGUGGCGGGGCCAAGGGACUGAAGAAGAAUAGUAAGCAGAACGUCGAGAAAACGUCGGGAUGUAAAACGAACGAGCCUUCGCAGCCGGUGGCGAUAGCCACUUCUAUGGCAACGAGUGAGUGAUUGGUUUGUCUUGAUACGAUGUCGUGGUCCACUAUGACAUAUGUACCUUGUGAAAGUGUAAUGGAUUAGCGAACGUACCUCAACGUCUUAACUAUGUACAGGCUACCACAGUGGGUGCAGACAUUGCACGGGCAGAGCUACGGUCACAGAGAAGUCAUUGUUAUGCCAAAGUGACGGAUUGAGUAGUUUCGCUAUGACAAUAAUGCUCUGGCGCCCUGAGGACACGUACAUGAAGCUGUACCACAUUGGAAUAGUGUACAUAAGUGGAAUCGAAUGGAGUGCCAUACGUCGGCCAUCAACAGAAGUUGCCAGAAGGGGGUCAAGUGAACAGUGUAGCAUUUAAAGCUAGCAUACACGGGUAGGCAGUGCUCGACCACGCCAAGGGCUAUAUGAUAUAUCCACAAUCAAUAUAUAAAUAUCAACAAUGUCAAUGUGC